AUGAUCGUCGUCAGCUUGACGAUCCGGGCGCUCGUGAUGCUCCCCUUGGGGUUCUGCUGGCCGUCGGCUUUCCAAGAGAAAUUUCUCAGCGCUUUGGAUGUGGAAGAUGUUUUCUCUUAUUUUGGAACCAGCUCGGUGACUGAUGUACCCGAGUUUGUUGUUGCUGAGCCAACUUGCCCUUGUAAAGAAGAACAGAUUGGGCUGUCCUGUCGGAUUCAACAUUGCUCCAUUGAGGCCUGGGGAGAGCUCUAUGCCUUUGAAUUUCUAGAGGACCAUGCCCUCCUUUCCUCUUCCUUUGUGAGCAAUCAAGUGGUGAACUCUUCCUUUAGCUUACUGAGGCGAUUCUCAGGCAACUGCUUUGCAGGUGGAAAUCCACUGCGACCUCCCGGGGCUCAGUGUAGAGUCACUUACUGCGAAGGGCAGCUGCAAGGAGUCGUCAUUGCAGAUGAGGAAAAGAUUCAUAUCAGGCCUGUCAGAAACAAAGAUAUAGCCCUGCUGAAGGACCUCGGCUUCUCCAGACCCCAUAUUCUCUUCAGAAGUGCCACGAGAGAGGCAAAUACAGCAAGAGGGUGGUUUCCUUCUCGCCUGCAGAAGAGGGCUGAGGGAGCUGUCAAACAUCUGGAGCUUAUGGUCGUAGCAGGUCCAGAUGUUUACUUAUAUCACAAAGAGGACACGGAGAGAUAUAUUCUCACCAACCUGAACAUUGGGGCAGAGCUGUUGAGAGAUGCCUCACUGGGUGCACGUUUCAGGGUUCAUCUGAUGCAAAUGCUUGUUUUGAGAGAACCAGAGGCAGAGGUAAACAUCACAACAAAUAUCACCUCCUCGCUGAUCAGCGUUUGUGAGUGGAGCAAGAAAGUCAACCCCCAGAAUGACUCUGACCCCCAGCACGCUGACAUUGUCCUCUACGUCACCAGGUUUGACUUGGAGUUACCUGAUGGGAACAAGGAGCUACGUGGAGUAACUCAGUUAGGUGGAGUCUGCUCCUCCUUCUGGAGCUGUGUUAUUACCCAGGACACUGGCUUUGACCUUGGAGUCACCAUAGCCCAUGAGAUUGGGCACAGUCUUGGAAUUCCCCAUGAUGGUGAGGGGAAUCGGUGCAGCAGCAGUGGUUACAUCAUGGGGUCAGCAGGGAACCACAACAGCAUUGACCUCGCCUGGUCACAGUGCAGCCGAGAAGAGUUCCUGGCCUUUGUCAGCACAGGCCAAACAAACUGCUUAAAUGACCUGCCGGACACAGACGGCAGCAUCCCUGGAUGGAAGCCUGGCUUGUACUAUGGAGCAGAUGAACAAUGUAAAAUAGCCUUUGGGAGCGUUGCCACAGCAUGCACCUUUGCUGACAGCAAUGUUGACAUAUGCGGAGUUCUCUCAUGCCAUGUACAACCAGGAGACAAAUCUAGCUGUACUCGGCUUCUUGUUCCCCUCUUGGAUGGUACUGAGUGUGGAAUCAAUAAGUGGUGCUCCAAGGGACAGUGCAGCUCUCUGGAGGAACUGAACCCCAUGGCUGUAGUCCAUGGGCAGUGGUCGGGCUGGAGCCCCUUCUCCUCCUGCUCCCGCAGCUGUGGAGGUGGAGUUGUGAUAAGGCAGCGGUUCUGUAACAACCCCAGGUAAGAGGUGGGGAGUUGGGGAAUUUGUAAUGCUAAUUUCCUUUCAUUACCCAUUACGAUUCUCUCUGGGAUGCAGGCCUGUUUGAUGACCCAGCAGGACUUUAUGGCUGAACAAUGUGCCGCAACAAAUUUAAAACCGCUGUAUCUCACUGUAGAAGCGCCAUCCUUUUAUACCUGGACUUCUGCUGUUGGCUUUGCCAAAGGGGACCUGCUAUGCAAGCACAUGUGCAGGGCUCUUGAAAACGAAUUCAUGGUAAGCCGCGAAGACAGUUUCAUAGAUGGAACCAGAUGUGAGCAGGGUGACUCUGAACACCACGGGGCUUUCAAUCUGUGUGUAAUGGGAAGCUGCAAAGCAUUCGGGUGUGAUGGCCGGAUGGACUCCCAGAAGGUAAUGGACUCUUGCAAGGUCUGUGGGGGUGAUAAUACCACUUGCACCAGUAUCAGUGGAUCUUACACAGAAGGAAAAGCUAAAGAGUACGUUACAUUUCUAUCCCUGCCUUAUAACACCACCUUGGUCCACGUUACCAAUCGGAGACCACUCUUCACACAUUUGGCUGUGAAGGUUAAAGGAGAGUAUGUGGUUGCUGGAAAAGGAAAAAUCUCACUGAAUGUCACCUAUCCGUCAGUUCUGGAGGACAGCCAGAUCAAGUACAAAGUGUUUCUCACCAAGGACAACCUGCCAAGCCUGGAGGAAGUCCAUGUGGAUGGGCCAACACAAGAAGAAAUUGAAAUACAGGUCUAUCGAAGGUAUGCAAAAGAAUAUGGCAAUGCCACCAACCCAGACAUCACCUUCAGCUAUUUUGUCCCCAAAGAGAAUCUGACGUAUACGUGGAUUCCUCAGCAGGGGCCGUGUUCAGUGACCUGUGGGGAAGGGACACGACCAGUGGAUCAUGUGUGCUUUGACCAGACAAAGAAUGAAAUAACAGAGAAUCAGUGGUGUCUGGAGCUCCCACGGCCCCUUUCGGAGCACAAGCCCUGUGCUAUGGAGCCGUGCCUGUACAGGUGGAAGAUGUCUCAGAGAGAUGAAUGCUCUGCUGUCUGUGGAACUGGAGUUGCCCAGCAGAAUCUAACCUGUGUUCAGUUUCAUGAUGGAUUGGAGACUGUUGUGGAUGACAGCUUGUGCCCAGCAGAAGAAAAACCCCUCUCCGUUGUGCCGUGUGUGGUUAAUGUGUGCCCUUUGGGCUGGGACAAAGAGGAAGAUGCACACUUACUUCAGACUUCAGAGUCACUUGGGAAUGUCCAACUGGAAAAUCAGACCGUCUAUGUCUGGAGUCCUCUAGCUGGAGAGUGUUCCGUCUCCUGUGGUAGAGGUAAGACUCAGCUACACUAUGUAUGUGUGGCUUUUGACACCAAAGAAGAAACACAAGAAGAAAACUGUCAUCCAGUGCCAAAGCCAGAGAGCAGGGUGGAAGUCUGUGAUCUCAGUCCCUGCCCACCAAGGUGGCAUUACAAAAUGGGCUCAUGCAGUGGAAGCUGUGGAGGAGGUGUGAUGUACAAGGUCCUCUACUGUGCAAGGGAGACCAGGGAGAAGGCAGAAUAGAUUGUGGCAGACACCCAGUGUGGUGGUUUGCCUCGCCUAGAGGAGCAGGAGCUGUGUAAUUUGGAGCUGUGCCCUCCGAGAUGGAAGGUAACUCCAGUUGGCCCCUGUUCCUCCAGCUGUGGGCUCGGCUUAGCUGUUCAGCUGGUCACCUGUGUGCAGACUCACCAAGGCAAGGAGAUUUUGCUGGAGGAGCGUUUGUGUCCUGUGGCAGAGAAGCCCCUUACCAGUGUCCCCUGUGUCGUCCGAAUGUGUUCUUAUGAAUGGAGCUUCAGCGAGUGGACAGAGUGUUCAACUUCGUGUGGGAAUGGCAUUCAGACACGGCAGGAUUUCUGCCUCAACCCGUUAACCCGCAAGCACGUGAACCCCAUCUUCUGCAGGCACUUCCCCAAGGCCAUUGUGGUACGUGGCUGCUCCGCAGGGCCCUGUCCUGAGCAGGCGGUGGGGAACGGGUCCCACGGAGCAGAAUUGCAGACAGUGACACCAGCCGCGCACUUAACGACAGCUGCAACUGCCAAAGAGGCGAGAUACAAGGACCUGGAUCUUCCUCCAUCUGCUGUGCCAGCUGUGCCUCAGGAACACACAAAGGAGUCCAGUGGAGGUGUCUGUGGAAAGCUCUUUCUUAAUGCCACUGGGGUCAUCAACAUGACGGGUGUAGAGAGCAGCGACUGCACUGUGGCCAUCGGACGUCCUCUUGGGGAGGAGAUAACAGUCAGUGUCCUGGAGAGCUCCCUCAAUUGCAGUGCAGGUGAGGUAGUGCUGUUUUCUGGGCGAAUGAUGUGGCGGACAGGCUGCAGGAAGCUCCCUUUGUCACUGAUAAAUUCCAGAACGAAUACACUGAUUGUGAAACAGCGUGUCUUGCUGCCAGGAAAUGGGGUCAUUCUUCGGUACAACAGCAGAACUGCAACUAAAAAAUAUUACCAAGACUGUGACAAGCAGCUGUUUGGUCCCCAAGGUGAAAUAGAGAAUCCUGUGCAAUUGCCUGAUCGACAGCAAGAAGUAGUGUGUCGCACCUUCAUCAAUGUGGCUCCUCGGCAUCGCAUAGCUAUCCGCGCCCUAUAUAUUGACCUGGGCAAUAAGAGCAACCGAACACAUUUUAAUUACAUCCUGGUCCGUGAUGUAAGCACCAUGAAGACGAUGGUGUUCCAUGGGAAACAACAAUUCUUCUGGCAAUCAUCUGGAAGUCAAGCUGAAAUUGAAUUUCAUGAAAAUGUUAAGGAUCACCGGACCAGUUUCUGGGCUGAAUAUCAUGCUGUUGAGCCCAAAUAA
Molecule: messenger RNA, 4410 nt
Organism: Charadrius vociferus (killdeer)
Lineage: Eukaryota; Metazoa; Chordata; Aves; Charadriiformes; Charadriidae
Gene: ADAMTS13
Product: ADAM metallopeptidase with thrombospondin type 1 motif, 13
Exons: 29
Biological process (GO): proteolysis; extracellular matrix organization
Cellular component (GO): extracellular matrix
Molecular function (GO): metalloendopeptidase activity
Source: RefSeq, a predicted model, not a curated record